AUGUCAUGCCAAACCACUCGCAAGAGGAGCAAAUGCAAUGAGGAGUGUCUAGAUCGCAUCGCUGCCAGACUACACCGUCUCGAUGCCGAGUCUUUUUCGGUUGCGGGACUGAUGAGCAGUCAGGGCGACUCGGCUGCGUGCGAGGAUUCGUGCUGUGUUGAAGAAGCUACGGUUUCGUCUGCUGAUGAGAUUGGCAAUGACUCCUGCUGUACCGUUACGAAGGCUUCUGAAUCCGCAUCAUUCGAGGGAAAGAUUGAGGGCGUUGGAUCUGGAUCUGGAUACUUCAAUGAUGAGAAGGCUGGUGAGACGAGCGAUGGAUGCUGCAGCAAGGACGAGAGCGGGGCCGCUGACUACUGCUGUUCUUCUGAGAAAGUCACCAAAGUCACCUCUGCAUGUUGUGCAAGGUCUAUGAAGCCGAGCAGUGGUUGUGAUGUUCAGUAUGGGAAGGAAGCUGCAGAUGACUGUUGCUCUUCUGAUAGAGCCACCCAAGCGAACUCUGGAUGCUGCGCACCGACCACAAACGCAAGCCGUGGAUGCUGCAGCGAGAACGAUCUUCCCGACAAGGCAGUGAUUACAGGCUCCACGGCCAUGAAGCAAAAGUGCAACGCUUCUCCCUCAACGGUAGAAUUGAGCUGCUCUGCGGGUGAGAAGGCAUGUGGUACUUCCCCUUCAAAUAAGUCUGAUUGCUGCAUCAAGUCCCCGAAUUCGAGCUUGAUAUCAGUCAAAGACUGCAACGAUACUUGCUUCCAGGAGGAGGACGCUCCAAGCUCAGCUCCAUCAGCAGAUGUCAACAACUUUCAGUCUACGAUGAAUCGCCUCGAGGCAAUGCUGAAAAAAGGCCAAUGUCUCUGUCGUCGUGUCAAAGAGCAGUAUGGCUUUAAUUGCUGCGACCCUGCAUCUGCUACGGCUGGGCUAGUAACACGUAAGAGGGGUGCUUCUCCUACCCCAUCUAAGAAGAGUUCUACAGAGGACAAAGCAUUUGCAGUCUCGAGUGCGACUGCAAUCCACACUCGCUGCUCAUUUGAUGCUUCGGACGAGGUCAAGAAUAGGAAGAAAGAGGCUACCGUCAAGUCGCACGCCCAUCCGGUAGACAUCGAGAAAGAUUCUGCCAGAGAGCACGUCGUUCUCGAUGUGUCCGGCAUGACUUGCACGGGAUGCAGCAAGAAGAUGAUGAAUGUCCUCAACGGCAUCUCAGGCUUGUCCAACGCCCAGGUGACAUUUGUAUCUGGAAAUGCCGAGUUCGAUCUGGAUCUAGCCGUGGCUGGAAAAGCUGAAGAUGUACUGGCUCGCGUAGAGAGGGAGACUGGCUUCAAGUGCUCUCGCCUGAUCAGCGGACUUCAUGUCCUGCACGUCAUGAUGUCCCCUGCAGCUGCCAAGGGAAUCUCAGAUGCUUUGCCCACAGGUGUGAUGUCUGUUGUUAAAGACAAGAAGAACAAGGACAACUACUACAUCACAUACAACCCUCGGGUAGUGGGAGCUCGGUCUCUAUUGCCACCUACUGCCAAUCUUGCACCUCCGCAAGACUCUGUCGGUGUUGCAGAAGGUAAAAGGCGACUGAUUAGUACUGCGACGAGCACCGUGUUAGCAGCCGUUUUGACAAUCCCUGUGGUUGUUCUCGAAUGGUCUGACAAUCAGUUGCCAUCCGAAACGGUAGAGCUGGUAGCACUGAUCCUGGGUACUGGUGUGCAAGCAAUUGCUAUUCCCGAAUUCUAUAUUGGAGCCGUCAAGUCACUGAUCUACAGCCAUGUCAUUGAAAUGGAUAUGCUGGUCGUCAUCAGCAUCACGUCUGCGUACCUCUACUCGGUCGUCGCAUUUGGUCUUCAGCGAGCAGGGGUGAAUCUGGAACAAGGACCAUUUUUCGAGACCAGUACGCUUCUCAUCACCCUCGUACUUCUCGGGCGACUUAUGGCCGCUUGGGCAAGGAUGAAAGCCCUAUCUACCGUUUCACUUCGCACUCUUCAGGCAGAUACGGCCUUACUGAUCGGACCAUCUGGUGAGCCGACGAAAGUCGAUGCCAGGCUACUACAACUUGGCGACUCUAUCGUGAUACAUCCGCACAGCCGCGUCGUUACAGAUGGCUCUGUGUCACACGGAACAAGCGAAGUCGACGAAUCCAUGGUCACUGGCGAAAGUCUUCCCGUAUCAAAACAGAGGGGUGACAUUUUGAUUGCUGGUACGAUCAAUGGAUCUGGCACUCUUCACGUGCGCCUUACCCGCCUGCCAGGAGAGAACAGUAUCACUGACAUUGCCACACUGGUGGAGAAAGCCGUUGCUGCGAAGCCAAGGGUUCAAGACCUUGCCGACAGGUUCGCCUCUUACUUCAUACCGGCUGUCGUUGGCAUCGCUGUCAUUGUCUUCUGCAUUUGGAUUGCAAUCGCAAUUCAGAUACGCAAUCGCAAUGGAGGUGGUGCAGUUGGUCUCGCUAUAACUUAUGCCAUAGCUGUGCUGGCCAUUUCGUGUCCAUGUGCUCUCGGCUUGGCCGUGCCCAUGGUUCUUGUUAUCGCUGGUGGAGUCGCUGCACGAGCUGGUGUUGUUAUCAAAGCUGCAGACGCUAUCGAGAGGAGCCAUAGGAUCACUGAUGUCGUUUUUGAUAAAACAGGAACAUUGACCGAGGGCGAUCUCCAGGUGAUACACAUGCAAGCCCUCCCUUUGAAUGGGCUAUCGGAAGAUGAGAUCUUGAUCCUUGGAAAGACGUUGGUUGAGAGCAAUGAGCAUCCUGUUUCUGUUGCGGUGGCGUCUCACCUGGCUGAAAUUGACAUGUCCUCAGGCUCGAAGCCUAGAGUGGAGAACGUUACUUCUAUCCCAGGUGGCGGCAUCGAGGCUCACUAUCGAGGCUCUCUGAUCAAAGCGGGAAACCCCUAUUGGCUCAACUUGGAACACCACUCGGCCGUCUUAGGACUGCUAGAGCAAGCCAUGACAAUCCUCUGCAUCACUCUGGCACACGAAUUGAUCCUUGUUAUCGGUCUUAAAAGCUCCCUUCGGUCGAAUGCAGCAAAUAUCAUAGCCGACCUUCACCGCCGAAAAAUCACAACGCACAUUGUCAGUGGCGACAACCCAGCGGCUGUACUCGACAUCGCUCGCACCCUCGGCGUCGAAGAAUCCAACAUUCGCUCCCGCAGUUCUCCCUCUCAGAAACAGGAAUACGUACACACUCUCCAAAACACGUCUUCACCAGGUAACAAGAAGCGAACCGUUCUCUUCAUAGGCGACGGCACGAACGAUGCCGUGGCUAUCGCCCAAUCAGACGUUGGAGUCCAGAUGGGAUCCGCUUCAGACGUCACGGGCGCUAUCUCGGACGUUGUGAUACUCUCGCACGAUCUAUCGGGAUUAAUCACGCUGCUGGAUUUGUCGAAGCGGGCUGUGAGAAGGAUUCAGUUCAACUUUGUGUGGAGUGGUGUGUAUAAUCUGUUUGCAAUCUUGUUGGCGGCGGGGGCCUUUGUGCGGGUGAGAAUUCCGCCGGCUUAUGCGGGUUUGGGAGAGAUUGUCAGUGUUGGACCUGUGAUUUUGGCGGCUGUUUCUUUGAUGUGGAGCAAAAAGGUAGGAGUUAGAAGUCAAUGA
Messenger RNA from Ramularia collo-cygni, 3558 nucleotides. RefSeq names its product related to P-type ATPase. Gene Ontology annotation, cellular component: membrane. Gene Ontology annotation, biological process: monoatomic cation transport. The coding region runs from base 1 to 3558 and encodes 1185 amino acids. The record is from RefSeq and is a predicted model, not a curated record. NCBI's taxonomy places the organism in Eukaryota, Fungi, Ascomycota, Dothideomycetes, Mycosphaerellales, Mycosphaerellaceae. The transcript is spliced from 2 exons. Gene Ontology annotation, molecular function: metal ion binding; ATPase-coupled monoatomic cation transmembrane transporter activity; ATP binding.